AUUCUUCCUCCACCUCUUGCAUGUCGACGUUCCCCCUCCCCCUCCCCCUCCCCCUCCUCCUCCUCUAACCUCUUCUUCCAUGGCCGAACCCCUAAACCCCACCCAUCAAAACCACAGUUGGUUUCUCGGUUGUUUUGGGUUCCCCAUGAACAAAAAGUCCCACCCAAAACCCAUCCAAAAGAAGACCCGUUCGCUACGGCAAAUGUUUCGCUUAAGCCCCACCAAGUCCAUCACUAAAACCCUGCCUGUAAAUUACGCAGACAAGGCCAAGGCUGAUCAUGCGAAGACGAAGACCAAGACAUCAAAGCCGAUAAAGAAGAAAUCACCGGAUAGCACAAAGCUCUCUAAACCUCAUACACCUUCACGUCAAAACUCUAAAGCUGACCAGCGACUGGCCUCCACAAAUCAAAUUGUAAGAGAAACAACUAAAGAGACAUGGGCGGGGCAGGGGUCACUGUCGGAACCAACAAGGUCAAGAAGCCUACCGGAUUCGGUGGUCGCCAAGCCCAAACCCAAACCUAAAAAAACACAAACCGCGUUGUCCCAUACGGUUUCGUUACCGGUCCUAGAAGGGAGUCAACGGGUUGGGAAUAAUGGGAUUCAUGCUCCUCCGGUCAACUCAAAGGAUCUCCGACUGGACAAUAUCGAAUUGGGUAUGUCUGUUAUCGUGGUAACCUUGAUAAUAAUGUUAGUUUGGGGUCGAAUAUGUGCCAUUCUUUGUACGUCGGCAUGGUUGUACUUUUGCCCUCGUUUUCGAACCAGAGUGAAAGGUAAUGGAAGUAGUGGUGGUGGUGGUGGUGGUGUUGAAAGCACCCAGAAUUUGAAUGAUUCAUAUUUGAACUCCAAGGAGUACAAGAAGAAGGUGGUGCUGGAAGGCUUGCUCCACAGGAAUAACCGGAUUACCUUAUGAAAUAUCUCUUUUGUGCGCACAAAUUCCUGUUGGUUUUGAUGCGCACAAUUAACUGUAUCUAUCUUCUAUUUUUGAGUAAAAAGAGUAUGUAUCUUCUGUAUUUGGUAAUGUAAGGCUGAUGAUGGGCAUUUUGUGUAAA
This is a messenger RNA of Gossypium arboreum, 1049 nucleotides long. RefSeq lists its product as uncharacterized. Bases 80 to 910 code for a protein of 276 amino acids. The transcript is spliced from 2 exons. The record is from RefSeq and is a predicted model, not a curated record. NCBI's taxonomy places the organism in Eukaryota, Viridiplantae, Streptophyta, Magnoliopsida, Malvales, Malvaceae.